GGUGGGCGGGCCCAAGAGCAUGGAGGCCUAGCAAGCUUGCUUGCGGCGAGGGCUGGCCGUGCUUCGCCGGAAGGCGCCUUGUUCUCCGGGACGGUGGGUUGCAACUCUUGCCCGGGGAAGGAAGCCGCGGGAGUGGCUCAGGAGUUCCAUCUUCUUCCUCUGAAGACUUAGCUGUCUUGCGCCAUGAAGGUCAGGACAAUCUGACAUGUACUUGUUUCUUGUCUCUUCACUUGAAGACUAGUCUUCAUCCAUUGUGUACAUUUUUUUUUCUUAACAGGGAAGGGGAGGGGAGAAUUAGUUCCCCCCCUCCCCUUCCCUCCCCAGACCUUCAGCAAAUACCCUUCAUUACUUUACCAAGAUGGCGGACCCCAUCAUGGAUCUGUUUGAUGACCCAAAUUUAUUCGGCCUGGACUCUCUGACUGAUGACAGCUUUAAUCAGGUCACUCAAGACCCCAUUGAGGAAGCACUUGGACUGCCAAGCUCUCUGGACUCCUUGGAUCAGAUGAACCAAGAUGGUGGAGGUGGUGAUGUGGGGAAUCCAUCAGCAAGUGACCUGGUUCCCCAGCCAGAGGAAACGGCUCCCGCUGAACUUCCCAAAGAAUCCACAGCUCCAGCUCCCGAGUCCUUAACCUUGCAUGAUUAUCCCACUCAGCCCGCCAGCCAGGAGCAGCCAGCCCAACCUGUCUUGCAGACAUCAGCGCCAACAUCAGGGCUUUUGCAGGUCUCCAAAGGCCAGGAGAUCCUGAGCCAAGGGAAUCCUUUCAUGGGUGUCUCUGCCACAGCUGUCUCCCCAAGUAAUACUGGAGGCCAACCAUCUCAGUCAGCCCCGAAGAUUGUUAUCCUUAAAGCCCCACCAAACUCCUCAGUCACGGGUGCCCAUGUGGCGCAAAUUCAGGCCCAAGGUAUCACCAGCACAGCUCAGCCCCUAGUGGCUGGCACAGCCAAUGGUGGAAAAGUCACUUUUACCAAAGUGCUAACUGGCACACCCCUCCGACCAGGUGUUUCCAUUGUCUCUGGUAAUACAGUGUUGGCCACCAAGGUCCCUGGGAACCAGGCUGCUGUUCAGCGCAUCGUCCAGCCGAGCCGGCCAGUAAAGCAGCUAGUCCUCCAGCCAGUUAAGGGUUCGGCUCCUGCUGGAAACGCUGGGGCUCCAGGGCCCCCACUGAAGCCUGCAGUUACGCUGACUUCUACACCUGCCCAGGGUGAAUCGAAACGCAUCACCUUGGUCCUCCAACAGCCACAGUCCGGAGGUCCCCAAGGACAUCGGCAUGUUGUGCUAGGGAGUCUACCAGGCAAGAUAGUGUUACAGGGCAACCAGCUGGCAGCCUUGACUCAAGCCAAGAAUGCCCAGGGGCAGCCUGCCAAAGUAGUAACUAUUCAACUGCAGGUGCAGCAGCCACAGCAGAAAAUCCAGAUUGUACCACAACCUCCAUCAUCACAGCCACAGCCACAGCCGCCUCCCUCAGCCCAGCCAUUGACACUGUCCUCUGUGCAGCAGGCUCAGAUAAUGGGACCAGGACAAAACCCAGGCCAAAGGCUCUCUGUACCACUCAAGAUGGUGCUGCAGCCACAGGCUGGUUCAUCUCAGGGAGCCUCUUCUGGCCUCUCUGUGGUUAAAGUUUUAAGUGCCAGUGAAGUGGCAGCCCUGUCAUCACCAGCAAGCUGUUCUCCUCAUACUGGGGGGAAGACUGGAAUGGAGGAGAACCGCAGGCUUGAGCACCAGAAAAAGCAAGAGAAAGCAAAUCGGAUUGUGGCAGAAGCCAUUGCUAGGGCCCGGGCCAGGGGCGAGCAGAACAUCCCUCGGGUCCUGAACGAGGAUGAGCUGCCCAGCGUCCGGCCAGAGGAGGAAGGGGAGAAGAAGCGCAGGAAGAAGAGCGGCGGAGAAAGGCUGAAGGAGGAGAAGCCUAAGAAGAGCAAAACUUCUGCUGCCUCCAAAACAAAGGGCAAGAGUAAGCUAAACACCAUUACUCCUGUAGUGGGCAAGAAGAGAAAACGUAACACAUCAUCCGACAACUCUGAUGUGGAAGUCAUGCCUGCGCAGUCACCGCGGGAGGACGAGGAGAGCAGCAUCCAGAAGAGACGUUCAAACCGCCAAGUUAAACGAAAAAAAUACACAGAGGACCUGGAUAUAAAGAUAACAGAUGAUGAAGAAGAGGAGGAGGUUGAUGUAACUGGUCCAAUAAAACCCGAGCCUAUCCUCCCAGAACCAGUGCAGGACCCUGAUGGCGAGACUCUGCCUUCCAUGCAGUUCUUUGUGGAGAAUCCCAGUGAAGAAGAUGCAGCUAUUGUGGACAAAGUGCUUUCCAUGCGAAUUGUGAAGAAAGAGCUUCCUUCUGGACAAUACACUGAGGCUGAGGAAUUCUUUGUCAAGUACAAGAACUACUCCUAUCUGCACUGUGAGUGGGCAACUAUCUCCCAGCUGGAGAAAGAUAAGAGGAUCCAUCAGAAAUUAAAGCGGUUCAAAACCAAAAUGGCUCAGAUGAGACACUUCUUCCAUGAGGACGAAGAGCCCUUCAACCCAGACUAUGUGGAGGUGGACAGGAUACUGGACGAGUCGCACAGUGUUGACAAGGACAAUGGUGAGCCUGUCAUUUACUACCUGGUGAAAUGGUGCUCUCUGCCCUAUGAGGACAGCACAUGGGAGCUAAAAGAGGAUGUUGAUGAGGGCAAGAUUCGGGAGUUUAAACGGAUCCAGUCAAGGCAUCCAGAACUCAAGAGGGUGAAUCGUCCACAGGCAAGUGCCUGGAAGAAAUUGGAGUUGUCACAUGAAUAUAAAAACAGAAACCAGUUACGGGAAUAUCAGCUAGAAGGAGUCAACUGGCUCCUCUUUAAUUGGUAUAACAGGCAGAACUGUAUCCUGGCUGAUGAAAUGGGAUUAGGCAAAACUAUUCAGUCAAUUGCCUUCUUGCAGGAGGUAUACAAUGUAGGCAUCCAUGGUCCGUUUUUGGUCAUUGCUCCAUUGUCCACCAUUACUAACUGGGAGCGAGAAUUCAAUACAUGGACAGAGAUGAACACUAUUGUGUACCAUGGCAGCUUGGCCAGUCGGCAGAUGAUUCAGCAGUAUGAGAUGUACUGUAAAGACUCGAGGGGUCGCCUCAUCCCAGGUGCAUAUAAGUUUGAUGCCUUGAUCACCACUUUUGAGAUGAUUUUGUCAGAUUGUCCUGAGCUUCGUGAAAUUGAGUGGCGCUGUGUGAUCAUCGAUGAGGCACACCGGCUAAAGAACCGUAACUGCAAGCUGCUGGACAGCCUGAAGCACAUGGACCUGGAGCAUAAAGUGUUGCUCACAGGAACACCACUGCAGAACACCGUGGAGGAGCUGUUCAGCCUGCUUCAUUUCCUGGAACCUUCACAGUUCCCCUCAGAGUCAGAGUUCCUUAAGGAUUUUGGGGAUCUCAAGACAGAGGAGCAGGUUCAAAAGCUUCAGGCCAUUCUAAAGCCAAUGAUGCUGAGAAGACUCAAAGAGGAUGUUGAAAAAAAUUUGGCUCCAAAACAGGAAACUAUUAUUGAAGUAGAGCUGACCAAUAUCCAGAAGAAGUACUACCGAGCUAUUUUAGAGAAGAAUUUCUCCUUCCUUUCCAAAGGGGCAGGACAUACCAACAUGCCUAACCUCCUCAACACCAUGAUGGAGUUACGCAAGUGCUGCAACCACCCAUACCUCAUCAAUGGUGCAGAAGAGAAAAUCUUGAUGGAGUUUCGGGAAGCUUGCCAUAUCAUACCUCAAGAUUUCCACCUGCAGGCCAUGGUUCGGUCAGCUGGCAAAUUGGUUCUUAUUGAUAAGUUACUUCCAAAGCUUAAAGCCGGUGGCCAUAAAGUUCUGAUUUUCUCCCAGAUGGUACGCUGUCUAGAUAUUCUGGAGGACUAUCUAAUCCAGAGGAGGUACUUAUAUGAACGUAUUGAUGGGCGAGUUAGAGGCAACCUUCGACAAGCCGCUAUCGACCGCUUUAGCAAACCUGACUCAGAUCGCUUUGUCUUCUUGCUAUGCACCCGUGCUGGUGGACUUGGUAUUAAUCUUACAGCUGCUGAUACCUGUAUUAUCUUUGAUUCAGACUGGAAUCCACAGAAUGACCUGCAGGCUCAAGCACGUUGUCAUCGAAUUGGACAGAGCAAAGCUGUAAAAGUGUACCGGCUGAUCACUCGCAAUUCCUAUGAGAGAGAGAUGUUUGAUAAAGCUAGCCUCAAGUUGGGGCUGGAUAAGGCUGUGCUUCAGUCCAUGAGUGGGCGGGACGGCAACAUUACUGGAAUUCAGCAGUUCUCCAAGAAAGAGAUCGAAGAUCUGUUAAGAAAAGGUGCAUAUGCAGCCAUCAUGGAGGAGGACGAUGAGGGUUCUAAGUUCUGUGAAGAGGACAUAGACCAGAUCUUGCUGAGACGAACAACAACCAUCACUAUUGAGUCUGAAGGGAAAGGCUCAACCUUUGCAAAGGCAAGCUUUGUUGCUUCUGAAAAUAGGACAGAUAUUUCCCUGGAUGACCCAAACUUUUGGCAAAAAUGGGCCAAAAAGGCAGACCUAGACAUGGAUCUGUUGAACAGCAAGAAUAACUUGGUGAUUGACACACCUCGAGUUCGGAAGCAGACUCGACACUUCAGCACUCUGAAAGAUGACGACCUGGUUGAGUUUUCUGAUUUGGAAAGUGAAGAUGAUGAGCGGCCACGCUCCCGAAGACACGACCGCCACCACACCUAUGGGCGCACUGACUGUUUUCGGGUGGAAAAACAUCUCCUGGUAUAUGGUUGGGGACGUUGGCGAGAUAUUUUGUCUCAUGGACGCUUUAAGCGACGAAUGACUGAAAGAGACGUGGAGACAAUAUGCCGCGCCAUCCUCGUAUACUGUCUUCUGCACUACCGUGGGGAUGAAAAUAUCAAAAGCUUCAUUUGGGACUUGAUUAGCCCUGCUGAAAAUGGCAAGACAAAAGAACUGCAGAAUCAUUCAGGUCUGUCUAUCCCUGUGCCCCGUGGGCGUAAAGGGAAAAAGGUGAAGUCACAAAGUACUUUCGACAUUCAUAAGGCAGACUGGAUCCGCAAGUACAACCCUGACACUCUGUUCCAAGAUGAGAGUUACAAGAAGCACUUGAAACAUCAGUGUAACAAGGUACUGUUGAGAGUCCGGAUGCUGUACUACCUGAGGCAGGAAGUUAUUGGAGAUCAAGCAGAGAAGGUGUUAGGGGGUGCCAUAGCCAGUGAGAUUGACAUAUGGUUCCCAGUAGUGGAUCAGCUGGAGGUUCCAACAACAUGGUGGGACAAUGAGGCUGACAAAUCCCUGCUCAUUGGCGUCUUCAAGCACGGCUAUGAGAAGUACAACACCAUGCGGGCAGACCCUGCCCUGUGCUUCCUGGAAAAGGCUGGCAGGCCGGACGACAGGGCCAUUGCGGCAGAACAUCGAGUGUUGGAUAACUUCUCUGACCUGGUAGAAGGGAUUGACUUUGAUAAAGACUGUGAAGAUCCUGAAUAUAAGCCCCUCCAGGGCCCCCCAAAGGACCCAGAUGAUGAGGGUGACCCCUUGAUGAUGGCAGACGAGGAGGUCUCAGUCAUUGACGGAGACGAAGCCCAGGUCUCUCAACAGCCAGGGCAUUUAUUCUGGCCUCCAGGCUCUGCCCUAACAGCUAGGCUUCGCCGCCUAGUAACAGCCUAUCAGCGCAGCUAUAAAAGAGAACAACUGAAGAUAGAGGCUGCGGAGCGGGGAGACCGGAGGCGCCGACGUUGUGAAGCUGCCUUUAAGCUCAAGGAAAUCGCAAGGCGGGAAAAACAACAACGAUGGACAAGGCGGGAACAAACUGAUUUCUAUCGAGUAGUGUCCACCUUUGGUGUAGAGUGCGACCCUGACAGCAUGCAGUUCCACUGGGAUCGUUUCCGCACUUUUGCUCGCCUGGACAAAAAAACAGAUGAAAGCCUUACCAAGUACUUCCAUGGCUUUGUGGCGAUGUGUCGGCAAGUGUGCCGCCUUCCGCCGGCUGCUGGCGAUGAACCCCCAGACCCUAACCUGUUCAUUGAACCCAUCACUGAAGAGAGAGCCUCACGGACUCUCUACCGUAUUGAAUUGCUUCGGCGCUUACGGGAACAAGUUUUAUGCCACCCCCUUUUAGAAGAUCGGCUGGCAUUGUGUCAGCCUCCAGGUCUUGAAUUGCCCAAAUGGUGGGAACCUGUCCGUCACGAUGGGGAGCUUCUUCGAGGGGCAGCCCGGCAUGGGGUGAGCCAAACAGACUGCAACAUCAUGCAGGACCCAGACUUCUCUUUCCUGGCUGCUCGUAUGAAUUACAUGCAGAACCAUCAGGCAGGGGCAUCGGCUGCAUCCCUGUCCCGAUGCUCCACGCCGCUGCUGCACCAGCAGUGUACCUCACGUACUGCCUCACCGUCACCCCUGCGCCCAGAUGCUCCUGUUGAGAAGUUGCCUGCGGAGACUGCUGUCCAGGUCCCCAAUCUGGAGAGUCUGACUUUAAAGCUAGAGAAUGAGGUGGUGGCUAGGAGCCGACUCACCCCACAGGACUAUGACAUGCGCGUGGCCUCUUCAGAUACAGCCCCUCUACCCCGAAGCCUUCCACCAGUCAAACUGGAGGAUGAGGACGAUUCAGACUCCGAGCUGGACUUGAGCAAGUUGUCACCAUCAUCCUCUUCCUCUUCGUCAUCGUCCAGCUCCAGCUCCAGCACUGAUGACAGUGAGGACGAGAAGGAAGAGAAGUUAACUGCUGACCGGUCCCGCCCAAAGCUCUAUGAUGAAGAGAGUCUUCUGUCCCUCACUAUGUCCCAAGAUGGAUUUCCAAAUGAAGAUGGAGAACAAAUGACCCCUGAACUGCUGCUGCUGCAGGAAAGACAAAGAGCCUCUGAGUGGCCCAAGGAUCGUGUUCUGAUCAACCGCAUUGACCUCGUCUGCCAGGCUGUACUCUCAGGGAAAUGGCCUUCUAACCGCCGGAGCCAGGAAAUGACAACAGGAGGAAUUUUGGGUCCAGGCAACCAUUUAUUAGACAGUCCCUCUUUGACCCCAGGGGAAUAUGGGGACUCUCCAGUCCCCACACCACGAAGUAGCAGUGCAGCUUCCAUGGUAGAGGAAGAAGCAUCCGCAGUCACCACGGCAGCGGCCCAGUUCACCAAGCUCCGCCGAGGCAUGGACGAGAAGGAGUUCACAGUUCAGAUCAAAGACGAAGAAGGACUGAAGUUAACAUUCCAGAAGCACAGACUGAUGGCUAAUGGUGUGAUGGGAGACGGACACCCACACCCACUGUUCCAUAAGAAGAAAGGGAACAGAAAAAAGCUAGUAGAGCUGGAGGUGGAAUGCAUGGAGGAGCCAAAUCACCUUGAUCUGGACCUGGAGACCCGGAUCCCUGUCAUCAAUAAGGUGGAUGGCACUUUGCUGGUGGGUGAGGAAGCCCCUCGCCGGGCGGAGCUGGAGAUAUGGUUACAGGGUCAUCCAGAGUUUGCUGUCGAUCCCCGAUUUCUAGCGUAUAUGGAGGAACGUAGAAAACAGAAGUGGCAGAGAUGUAAAAAAAAUAAUAAGGCAGAAUUGAACUGUUUGGGAAUGGAACCAGUACAGACAACCAACUCUAGAAAUGGGAAAAAGGGUCACUAUGCCGAAACUCCAUUCACCCGGGUUUUGCCAGGGCCUAUUGCACCAGAGAACAGCAAGAAACGCGUCCGUAGGACAAGACCAGACCUCUCUAAGAUGAUGGCCCUGAUGCAGGGUGGAAGCGCUGGGUCCCUGUCUCUGCAUAACACCUUUCAGCACAGCAGUAGUGACCUGCAGUCUGUGUCGUCUUCGGGUCACAGCAGUGCCACUUGUACAUCCCUGCCUUUCAUGCCGUUUGUGGUGGGUGGUGCAGCAGCAUCCCCUCAUGCAGACUCCAGCACCAUGCUCCAUCAUCACCACCACCACCCCCACCCCCACCAUCAUCACCAUCACCACCCAGGCUUGAGAACCACUGGCUACCCUUCUUCACCAGCGACCACCGCCUCGGGCACUGCCUUGCGGUUACCCACACUGCAACAUGAGGACGAUGAUGAAGAGGAGGACGAAGAUGAUGACUUAUCUCAGGGCUAUGACAGCUCAGAAAGGGACUUCUCACUCAUCGAUGAUCCUAUGAUGCCAGCCAACUCAGACUCCAGUGAUGAUGCUGAUGACUGAAGCCCCAGAAUAGACCCCAUAGCUGGGUGGCUGCUGGAAUCUCUUACUCUGGCCCUUGGACUUUGGAAAUGUGGGAGGGGCAGGGAACAAUAUGGGGAAACCCAAGACUUCAGGAGGUGAAAAGGAAAAGAAAAAAACAA
Acomys russatus (golden spiny mouse) is the source of this 8247-nucleotide messenger RNA. It is a transcript of the gene Chd8, whose product is annotated as chromodomain helicase DNA binding protein 8. Gene Ontology annotation, biological process: chromatin remodeling. Bases 359 to 8107 code for a protein of 2582 amino acids. The record is from RefSeq and is a predicted model, not a curated record. The transcript has 38 exons. Gene Ontology annotation, molecular function: ATP binding; ATP-dependent chromatin remodeler activity; protein binding. Lineage: Eukaryota; Metazoa; Chordata; Mammalia; Rodentia; Muridae.